GCGAGAGCUGCGCGAGUUCCGCAUUUCGGAGUGGGGGGCUCGGGUGGGCGGCUCCUGGGCGCGCGGCGGGCCGGGAUCGUCAGUCUGUCCGUCAGUCCGUCCGUGCGCGCGUGUGGGUCCGGGGGCACCGUUGCCCUCCCUCCUGGCCCCCCCAGCUGCCGCGCCCCGCGACGAGAUGAGUUUCCUUUUUAGUAGCCGGUCUUCCAAGACCUUCAAGCCCAAGAAGAACAUCCCAGAAGGCUCCCACCAGUAUGAGCUGCUCAAGCACGCAGAAGCCACUCUGGGGAGUGGGAACCUGCGACAGGCCGUCAUGCUGCCUGAAGGCGAGGACCUCAAUGAGUGGAUCGCAGUAAACACUGUGGAUUUCUUUAAUCAGAUCAACAUGCUCUAUGGGACCAUCACUGAAUUUUGCACGGAAGCAAGCUGCCCAGUGAUGUCUGCAGGCCCCAGAUAUGAGUACCACUGGGCGGACGGCACCAACAUCAAGAAGCCUGUUAAAUGUUCUGCUCCCAAGUACAUCGACUACCUGAUGACGUGGGUUCAGGACCAGCUGGACGAUGAGACGCUUUUCCCAUCCAAGAUCGGGGUGCCGUUCCCCAAGAACUUCAUGUCGGUGGCCAAGACCAUCCUGAAGCGCCUGUUCCGGGUCUACGCACACAUCUACUACCAGCACUUUGACGCCGUGAUGCAGCUGCAGGAGGAGGCUCACCUCAACACCUCCUUCAAGCACUUCAUCUUUUUCGUGCAGGAGUUCAAUCUGAUCGACCGCCGGGAGCUGGCGCCUCUUCAGGAGCUGAUUGAGAAGCUUGGCUCCAAGGACAGAUAGACAGCCCCAGGAGGACGGCCCCCAGCCCCCGGCACAGCCCGAUCUAAAGGGUCGCUUCCUUUGCUACUGCCACGCCUUCCUCUUGUUCAGUCAAGGUGCCUCAGUGGGACCAACACCUCUUCCUCUUGCCUGGAGCCAGACUGGCCAAAGCCUUUGCACCCUCUGCCUCGGGGCAGCCCUGGGCCCCUCCUGCUCCUCCUAGUGGGGCAUCCUGGGUACCUAACCGCAGUUAUUUCUUCUAAGUCACCUGUCACUUGUUCCCUGGUUGGAGGGGGAGGCGGGCCUCCACUGUCCUGUAUGGGCUUUCUUUUUAGGCAGAAAUUCUGGUUCCAGGCUCCCCCUUCACCCCCCCCCCCCAGCCGCUUCUUACAGUAUUUGUGGGGAUGGGUCUGGGAUUUAAGAUGUCCCACCCAUCGUCGGUAGACUUAGAGCUGUGGGAAAAGAUCUCAAAAGCAGUGUCAGCUUCUCCAGAACUUGGUCUUUUUGGACGGCCGGGUGACUUCUAGUCUCUCACAAGUUUGGGAAAAGGAUCUCUCCUUUUCCCAGUGUGGUGUCCGCUAUGGGGGAGGGGCUGAUUAGGAGAUGAGGAAAAAGCUCUGUGUUGCUCCGUUCCGAGCGUGCGGGACUACUUGGAGGAGUGACUCUGAUAGGCUGCCCCUCCUGGGACCCAGCCCACUGCUAACCAGCCACAGGUGGCACCAGCCACCCACCAGCAACCAAAGGAAUUUCUAACCCAGAUGGGACUUGGCUUUGGGGCAUCGAUUCCCUCAAGGGAGGGAGCAUGGUGCUUCCCCCCUGCCAUGACUCCUUAGACGAUUUCUAAAUAGAGACCUUCAGUUCCAGUUCCCCGAGGCUUGGGAGCUUGGGUGUUCUAGGAAGAUCGGGACUUGGACUCACUUGGGUUUUGCAGAACAGAAAUGCCCUGUGUGCAGAGGCGGGUCUCAGAGCCACUCUUUGCGUUUUUGUCUUUAAAUUUCCCACAACAUUUGACACGCUGGAUGGGAACCACUUGUGUUUAGGACUGCGCAUGCUCUGUUGGUUUCAGGUUUACUUGGUUCUUUUUCGGCUGUUUUCUCCAUGCACUUUGAAUGAACCUUAACUGCCUUAUGAAGCAGGCCAUUAGCAUAGGGGGGACUCUGGGAGGCCCUGGGGAAGCCGUCUUGUGGGCAGAGGUCCCUGGCGUUCUCGGAAGGGCUCCAGCCUAAGGGGCUUGCUACCAACAGUCACCAACUGCCCCGCUGGAUUCCACCCACAGGACAAAAGGCAUUGGACCCUGGGGGAAAAGGCACUUCCUUUUUAUGCUUAGUGUAUUUUUGUAUCACAUCGCUCUGGGCAAAAUAUAUUUUCUCUUUGGGGGAAAAGUCUUUUCUAGUUGGCUCCUAAGAGGGGGGACAACCUUGGGUUAGUGGGAGAAGUCGUGGCUUCGAGGCCUAGUGAAGCCGCCAUUUCCCUAACCUGGGUGGCCUUGGGCUCCUCCUUUCUGCUUAAAAUGAGGGUCAGGCUGGCAUUGUGGAGGCAGCCAAAGGACCUGAGGGGAGACACCACCCAGGUGGCCUUGGGCACAUCCUCUAGCCUCUGCUGGCCUCAGUUUCCUCACCUGUAAAAUGUGGGGAUUGGGCUGGAUGGCUUCAGAGAUCGCUUCCAGCUCGGCCUCUGGGAUCCUCUGAUUCUCUGCCUCCUCAGGGUCCACACUAGAGCGCCAGGCCACGGGGAUCGGGCUGGGCCAGCUUCCCUUCACCAGCGCCCCCCCAGUGGGCAGGCCCAGGGUUGGGAGCAGCCAUGUGGCAGCACCAAAAGAAGAGAGAAGUAGCACCUAGUCAUCGGUCAGUUGGGGUUCCUGGACCUUAAGGUAAAACCGUCCGUCCUUGACCGAGCCCCAUUGGGAAGGUCCACCACCCACCAAGGGGACGGCAGUCGUCCCCAAGCAGUCAUCGCCCCCAUCUUGCCCUGGUGCUCUCACGUUUGCUGCAUCACCAGUACAGCUGCCCCACCUGUGAGCCCUCCCCUACCUCCAUGAAGCCCCGCUCUGGGCCCAGCCUCCCUCACUGGAUCUCACCAUUGCUGGUACUUCUCUCAUUGAUUCUAAUGCAGCCCCAGGGCUGUGUUGACUGGAUGAGAACCCUAAAAACACCUUGUAGGCCCCCAAGACGGAAGCCCCAAAGGAUGCAGUGCAGCUUAUCUUUCUUUGUGGAAUCCUCCCCAUUCUUCCCAUAUCCAUCAUUGCCAAGGUCGUGCCGUAGCAGGUGAUGGGAGGGGGGCAGACAAUCUGACCGGCCCAACAGAGAGCCGGCUGCCUCUGAGCUUUACUGGGGUGAUCGUGGUCAGCAGAGUUCUUGUUCAGGUCCCAUCUUGGACUUUGCAUUGCUUGGCUUGAAAACUGUUUCUUCAGAUCUGUGAGGGGGGAGGGUGUAUGCCCAACUGUUGGCUUGGUUCCUAAUCUUGUCUAGUUUUACAUUAAAAUACAUGGGAAAUCGGGGCAGCGAGGUGGCACAGUGGAUAAAAUACUGGCCCUGGAUUCAGGAGAACCUGAGUUCAAAUCCGGCCUCAGACACUUGACACUUACUAGCUGUGUGACCCUGGGCAAGUCACUUAACCCUCAUUGCCCCACCAAAAAAAAAAAAAAAGGAAAAAAAAAUACAUGGGAAAUCCCCAACCCUGCAGAGUGCCAACAGUGUUGAUGAACCUCCUAAGCUUUCUGUGUUAGGAAAUUCUCAGUCCCCAGUAAAAGCCUCUCCC
Dromiciops gliroides (monito del monte) is the source of this 3562-nucleotide messenger RNA. It is a transcript of the gene MOB1A, whose product is annotated as MOB kinase activator 1A. The transcript is spliced from 6 exons. Lineage: Eukaryota; Metazoa; Chordata; Mammalia; Microbiotheria; Microbiotheriidae. The record is from RefSeq and is a predicted model, not a curated record. Gene Ontology annotation, biological process: hippo signaling; positive regulation of protein phosphorylation. Gene Ontology annotation, cellular component: cytoplasm; nucleus. Bases 176 to 826 code for a protein of 216 amino acids. Gene Ontology annotation, molecular function: protein kinase activator activity.